UCACCAGUGCACAGAAACGCGACGCCGGCUGCGCACGCGCCAUGCCACACCCACUUCUGUGAUAGUUCACCAGUGUACUAGUGCAGCCAUGACAGUGAAGAUAGGGAUUCUCCUCCUCCUAUUGGUCAACGGGAUUGCUAGCCAGGAUGAGUCGUUCGCCAGCUCUUUCUUGUCCGGUCUGCUGGAGACCCUGGACACGCAGGUGGACGCGAAGAACUGUCCGGGUAGCUGCCAACACUCGUUCGCGGCGCUCAUGUGUCCACACGUGCUGGACCAGGUAGAGUGCCCCAAACCGAGCAUGAAGUGCUGUGUCGAUGGACCUUUAGGCAACAGCUCCCUGAGCAGCGAGCGGCCGACGACCUCCCACCACACGCCCGCGGACUCCGAGGAGGAGGACACCACAGAACAUCCCGCCGACAAGUACAAAGACAGUGGUAACAUAGCCUGCCCAGGGGUCUGCGUUGAGACCCAUCUCCUCCUGUACUGCCAGGCGUACUUGACCUCCCCCAACCUGUGCGUGCAGGGCAGGCAGUGCUGCGUCACCACCGACCGGUAUGGGGGCAAACCACCCCCCGACCUAGUGGUGCCAAGUGAACACAAGAACAAACCCACCAAAAAGCCUAGCACUGCUCUAACAACAACGUCUCCACCAAAGUCCAGUCCUGGCAAGGAGUGUACAGGGGACUGCAUGAACGCACUGUUCGCAUUACUCUGCGACCACGUGGACGAUGAAGCGACCUGUCCUGAUGGCGACACAUGCUGUCUGCGGGAUCCUCCCAAGGAAGUAGUGGAGAAACCAAAGCUACCCAAGACUACUACCACGCCUAGACCUACACAGCCGCCGCCCCUGCCCCGCUGUCCCGGGUACUGCGUGCUGCACAUCAUGGCCGCGUUCUGCGAGCGGCCCUCGGUGCUGGUCUCCAACACGCAGUGCAAGCACAGUGGCACCAUCUGCUGCGACAACACCAGGGUCCCCCGCACCACCCCCCGGCCUACCACGACCACCACCACCACGACGACCAGCGCCCCGCUCCCCGCCGACCCCCGCCCCGACUGUCCCGGAUCCUGCAUCGUGUCGCUGCUGUCCUUCACUUGUUUCCGUAACGCGGAAAUGACAGAUGUGUUCAAAUGCAAGAAGACGGGCACCCAGUGCUGCGCGCCCAAGUCCAAGAUCCAGGAAGCCCUGGGCAUCAAGGACCGCAACGACAGCUACCCCUUGGCCACGAGCGCGGCCACACAUUAUACUCAUACAUACACCACGGCUAUAGCGCAUACCCAUACUACACCUAUAGCUCCUUACGACGCUAGCUACCCCGGAUCUACGCUGAAAGUACCAGAGAAAUAUAACAAAUACGUGUGCGGAGUAAAAGGCACGAGCAGCCGCGCCGGGCGCGUGAUGGGCGGCGAGGACGGCGAGCGCGGCGAGUGGUGCUGGCAGGUGGCGCUCAUCAACUCGCUCAACCAGUACCUGUGCGGCGCCGCGCUCAUCGGCACGCAAUGGGUGCUCACCGCCGCGCACUGCGUCACCAACAUCGUUCGUUCUGGAGACGCCAUCUACGUCAGGGUUGGUGACCACGACCUCACCCGGAAGUACGGCAGCCCUGGCGCGCAGACGCUCAGGGUCGCUACCACCUACAUCCACCACAACCACAACAGCCAGACCCUUGAUAACGACAUAGCGCUGUUGAAGCUGCAUGGCAAAGCCGAGUUGAUGGAGGGAGUAUGUCUGGUGUGUCUGCCGGCGCGAGGAGUGAGCCACGCAGCUGGGAAGAGGUGUACAGUCACUGGAUACGGGUAUAUGGGCGAAGCUGGCCCGAUCCCCCUGAGAGUCCGCGAAGCUGAGCUGCCCAUCGUGAGCGACGCGGAGUGCAUCAGGAAAGUGAAUGCUGUCACCGAGAAGAUCUUCAUUCUGCCCGCCAGCUCGUUCUGCGCGGGCGGGGAGGAGGGGAACGACGCCUGUCAGGGUGACGGCGGAGGCCCGUUAGUGUGUCAAGACGACGGUUUCUACGAGCUGGUGGGGCUGGUGUCGUGGGGCUUCGGCUGCGGCCGUCGCGACGUGCCCGGCGUCUACGUGAAGGUCUCCUCCUUCAUCGGCUGGAUCAACCAGAUCAUCUCCGUUAAUAACCUAUAGCGGUAGACUUGCGCCUUUUCCUAGGCGACGAAGGCGGACAAAAUCGGCCUUUGCCUAAGCGACAAAUAUGAGUGAGCCUUUGUCUAGGUGAUAUCAGGUUUUAGAUUCUACUAACGCUGAGUCAAUAUAGCAUCUAAAUUGUAGUUCAUUCUUAUUCUGAGCGUGCUCAAAAUGCAAAAUUAACACAACACUUAUAUUUAUUUACAAAUUAUAACUUAGCAAUAAUAAUUUUAUUUUUUAAUAUAUUGACUUAACGUUAACAGAAUCGACACCUAUUUACAAUUAUUGGUCUUUAUCUAGGAGCCAGUGGAUUCGAUUUUACCUUUCAUAGGCAACGGUAAAUUCUUUUCAGCCUUUGCCUAAAUGAUGCUGAGUACGUUUCAGUUUUGCCUCGACGAUGGUAGAUAUGAUUGAGCCUUUUCCUAAGCAACGGUAGAUACAUUAAUGCCUUUGCUUGGACAAAGCCAGCCUGCCUUUGAUUAGGUGGCAGUAUAUUCGACUCUGCCUCUACAAACGAAAUUCGAUUUGACCUUUACCUAGGCAAUUGUACAUUUGAAUGAAAGAUAUUUAGUUAAGAAAAAGUUAAGAAAUUAAUAAAAAUAUAAUAUUUAAACAUGACCCGAAAUCAGUAAACAACCUACAUUGCCGAAUAUAAUAAAGCUACUUUAAAAUACUUGAAAUAUACAAAUCGUUCUUUAAGAAAUAUCUUGAAGUUUAAGAAAACACUGAAAUCAGCUCAAAUAGGGAAAACCUAUGAAAUGCGUUUUAGCUCAGAUUGGACUUGGAGAAAUUAACAAAAUUCAAGUAAAACUUAUUGGAUACUUAACCUUAAAAGUGUUUUAUUAAAUUCCACGAAUAAUGUCUUCUAAUAAAACUUUUAUUUCAUGUGUGCCUCUAAAGUCUUUGAGAUCAAAAGAAUUUUUACAGUUGUUUGUAAAUUUUUAUUUACAAGACUACCAAAAAUGGAUUGGAGCUUUUUCGGGGACAUUAAAAUGAAUAAAUAUUUUUAAAUUUAUUUUGAAUUCUAUAUUUUUUUACCUACAAUAUAUUUUAUGCAGUGUUGAAGCAUAGUAUUGCGGUUACUAUAAGGAAUGUAAAUAUUUAUUGAUAAUGCUCGUAGAUAAUUAUUUAUUUUAGUUAUACUAGAAAGGCAUUUAAAUUUAUAUAUAAGCACCCACCAUUAUGACUUUCAUGACAGUUUUUUAAAAAGUUAACUCGAUAGACUUGUGAUUUUCUUACGAGUUCUGACAUGUGGACAAUUUUCAUACUUAUUGUUAAAUUUUGUUGAAAAUAAAUCAAAAUAUGAGUGCAAACCUAUAAUAAAUUCUGAAGUAAAACGUUUAUUAAACAUAAAAGGAAUUUCUUAAAAAUGUUUUUUUAAUUUAUAUGUAUUACUGCAAAAUCAUAAGUAAAUUUCUGUCAUGUCAUAGUAUAACUUGUAAGAAAAAACUGCGUUUACUUUAUUUAUAUAACCCAUGCAAUUACUAGGUACUCUGAGUAAAUAAUAAUUCCACGAUAUAACCAUUCGCGCAUUACGCAUUUUGAUACUACCUAGGUACUUAAACUUUUAUAGUUGAAAAUAUAGAUUGUUAUCAAGAAAUUUAGUACCUACUCAUUAUCACAUUGAAUUGAAAAACUUUGUAUUUAUCAAAAUUUCUAUGUAUUUAAAUGUAUUUUAGAUAUAGCCAGUUAGAAAUAGUCUAAAAACCAAACAAUAUUUAAUUUUAAAUACCACCAAUAUCAAUGUUUUUAUUUGAACAGCCAGGUCUAUGUAAAAUUAUUAUUUUGGCCUAGAUAUGAUCAUUUUAAAUUUUAUUUAAUCCAAAUUAUACAUGAACAGUGAGCAUUCGCAAAAACAUCGACGUUUUUAGCUUAUUCUGUUAUUCAUUUUAAAGAAAACAUACAAAAAAGUAAACGAACAACAAUUCGAUAAAAAUAUAUGAAAAAGAGUGCACUUUCGGAGAAUUUGGAUAAGUAAGUUACGUCAUAAUGUGUUUAAAUAUAUAUUUUAUACUAAGUAUAAAAUAUAUAUCUAAACACAAUAAGUAAGUUACGUCAUAUGUGUUUAGAUAUAUAUUUUAUACUAUACUCUUGUAGAGGUGUACAUAGAUUUUGAGGGCUGCAUCAUACUUAAUUUUAUAUAUGGUAUAUAAAACGCACGAAUUGAAAAUUUAUAAAUAAACUACACUAAAGACAUAAAAACGCACUAAAACUAAGUAUGAUAACAGCCCAGUGUUCUGUAUAUUAUAAGUCUUAUCAGUUCGCAAAUAAAUAUAAGAAUAUUA
Messenger RNA from Plodia interpunctella (Indianmeal moth), 4416 nucleotides. RefSeq names its product masquerade (gene mas). The record is from RefSeq and is a predicted model, not a curated record. The transcript is spliced from 14 exons. The coding region runs from base 89 to 2131 and encodes 680 amino acids. Gene Ontology annotation, biological process: proteolysis. Lineage: Eukaryota; Metazoa; Arthropoda; Insecta; Lepidoptera; Pyralidae. Gene Ontology annotation, molecular function: serine-type endopeptidase activity.